CGGGAAGCUCCCGGUAGAAGGCGCGUGCCCGCGGGAGGGGCCGCUAGAAAAUGGCGAGUCUGUGCAGAAGGCAGCAAUGUACGAUCGAGAGGCGCGGCUUUCGGCAGGAGCUUGACUCGUGGAGGCAUAAACUCAUUCACUGUGUAGGGUUUGAAAGCAUUUUGGAGGGGCUGUUUGGACCAGGACUCAUAAAAGAUCUUACCCUCUUUCAAGAUUGUGAGCCAGAGGGUGUGUCAGAUUGGUCGUUUAAUGAAAACUGUCUCUUUUGCUGCUUGAGACGUGAAAAAGUGAAGGAAAAUUUUGUUGGUUUGAACAACCAAGUGUUAUCAGAAGCGGACAGCUUCAAGCAAGAGCAGUCCAACAUUAACAAACUUGAGAGGCAAGCAGAGGAUUUCCUCAAUGUUGUCUUCUAUAGAAAGGCAGACCUCCCGAGAUUUACAGACCCCCACAUUCCUCUAGUGGCUCGUGAAAUCAUGCAGCGAAUGAUCCGACAGUUCGCUGCCGAAUAUACCUCAAAAACCAGCUCAACUCAGGACGUACCCCAACCCCAGUCCCAGCCCAACGGCACCAAGGACCAAAGCCUGCCGAAAGCGCCCUCGCUGGAGCCGGACGCCUCCACACCCGCUGCCUCCGCACAGAAUCCCGUCCUCAGCAAGCUUCUCAUGGCAGACCAGGACUCCCCACUGGACCUCACCAUCAAGAAACCAGAGACUGAACCCAGAGAACAAGAUGGAGUCCUUGACCUCUCAACUAAGAAAAACCACAGUCAUGGUAGUGUCUCACUGAAAAGCUCUCAAGGUUUCUCAAUCAUGCCCACAGUUAAGGGGCGUUCCCAGAGAGCUGAUCACAACUAUCGAGAUGAUGAUGAGGAUGGUUUGCCACUGAGAAGCUUGCAUGAUGGGAUUAGGGAGAACUGUAUUGGUUCUGAACCCCUCAAGCCACCCUUGGUCCGCUCGCUCCUCAUAAAAGAGGAACUCCUGAGUCAAAAACAUCGCCUCCUUGGCCAACCUCUAUCUUUGGCUAGCUUAGAGUCUGCGGGUCUUCUCAACAGCCAAGCCCAAUCCAUCCUUUCCCGCGAUGGGACAUGGGGGAAAUCCCAUCUAGAUGGCCUCCUGAAGCUCAAACAAGUUAGCGGCGACCUCAACGACCUGCCUCUUUUCCAGGAGAACCAAGGCUUGUUCACCAAGGGUACAAAGUCCCAUGAUAGUGGUUCCAUCACAGUAAAGAAAGAACCCGGACAUUCCCCUCCAGUGGACUUGAAAAUCCCGCAAGUCAGAGGCAUGGAUCUGUCUUGGGACUCCCAUGGGAAUUCCUCGGAUCUCUACACUUAUAGCUCUAUAGUUUUGGGCAAUGUGCACUCUGAGAAUGCGCUCAGUCGGAAGCUGAGGGCUAUCUUGCCAAAGCAGAGUCGCAGGGCCGCUCUCGGAGGUCUUCUCGAUGGAGGAGCCGUGGGCGAGUACUGGGGUGCAGACCUCGAACAGCCAACUUUGGGACCUCAGUACCCAACUUCAGAUCCAGAGGCAGACCCGACCGGCUCCAAGCAACCCAGAAAGAAAAGGGGACGGUAUCGUCAGUACAACAGCGAGAUUCUAGAAGAAGCCAUUGCUGUGGUGAUGAGUGGGAAGAUGAGCGUUUCGAAGGCGCAGAACAUCUAUGGUAUUCCCCACAGUACCUUGGAGUACAAGGUGAAAGAGCGGUUGGGCACCCUGAAGAACCCACCAAAGAAAAAGCUUAAACUGAUGAUGAGGGCAGAGGGACAGGACUCUGGGAUCACCGCCGAAACCGAAUCCACAUCGACGCCCGCCACUACACCCAUCGCAAUGCAAGUGGAUGUCUUGCAGGAGACAGGAGAAAAAGUCGAGUAGAUAACACAUAACACCUCAUAAAACGGAAAACGUUUUAAAUUCUGACAUUUAAAAAACUAAAAUGAUUUGGAAUUGAGGAUGGGGCUUUAAUUGUGCCAAUUUAUACUUGCAGUAUCUGGGUGAGCACAACUGCAGGGAUUCAUGGGAGGAUUUAAGCCUGAUAACUUGGGAUAAGAAAAAAAAUUGGCAGUUAUCACAGUGGUCGCAUUGACACUGCAAACAUUUGCUGAAGUUUUUUACAACAUAAAGCAACAAAUGCGUACUAAAGCCAUAAGAGAGUAUCGACAGAGACAUUUUAUUAAAAAAGAAAAGCAAGCAGAUUAACCCUUUGUUUGGCCCUUCAGCUGAACUUUGUGAGCUGCGCCAUUAGUAUUGGACGGCAUGCCAUUUAGAGAAACAAGAAGCGGGUUUCAAGGGUUACGUGCAAGGCUGGAAAUUGACCCUUCAAGGAUGAAUUUAUCUCCUCUGAUUAGUAGGUUUAUGAUAUAAUUCAUGAUCUUUAAAACUAAUUUAUUUCAAAUGGAGUUGGAUUCUCACCAGGGAUCGAUCCUAGGCCCGUUUUUCUAUUAACAGGUAAAAACUAUUUCUUUCAGCUCUUUGUAGUUUCCUCCUUUUAUAUUCUGAAACAGACUAAGAAUUAGACACGUCCAUUUAAAAAAAAAAAAUGAAGCUUAAGAUUAGUCAUUCAGGGAUGCAUGUUUGUGAUGUUGAAAAGAUUAUUAUUAUUAUUUUAUUUUAUUUUAUUUACUUUACUGUAACUAAACUUUUCUUUAACUCUAGCGCUUUCUUUUGCACUACACUUGCAGUCUGGCGCUCGCCAGAGCCUAAAUCUGGCAAUUAGACCUGAUUACCUCAACACUGCUUGCAUUACGCACUUACUGUUCUGUCUGGCAUACUACAUAAUACUCAUUUUACAGUACUCUACUAUUUAACAUUUCAACACCCACGAAGGAACAAUGCCAACUUAAGCCACACAGGACAGGAACGUGUUUCAGAUUCUCAUCUUUCUACUAAAAUUAAUCGAGGGAGGGUGCAUGCAGUCCACUUUUGGCUGAUUCUGGCUGCUCCCUCGUCGCUGCUUACAGUCAGUCACUUACAUAUAUUUAUAAAAAGAAGAGCAUUUUCGCAGAGGGUUGGUUUUGGGGAACAUAGGUGGGGGGAAAUGUAGGUAGGGUUAUAACCAUAUAACCCUGUUAUAUUAUAAAUUAGCAUUCUUUCAGAGAGCCAAUUCUUGUCUCUGAAUAGUUUAUUUUCCUCGUGUAAAACUCAGGGCUACUGAGACAAAUAUAGCGAUCAUGUUUUUAGAGAAACAAUGCAUAUUACCUACUUGAACUGGAACCUUUGACACAAUUCUUAGUCAUUGAGUUGGGUCAGGGGCAGGGCUUUAUACCAGGCAUAGGUUGGGUCAAGCUGAGCCAUGAAUUGGAGAUAUCAGUGGGAUGUUAUUGGAAACACCUGGCCAGUUGGGAAUUUUCUGAGAUCUCUCUGAAAAUAGCACUUUGUAUAAAAAUAAAAGUGAAUAUGUUUGGGUGUGUUUUAAAGUAGCUUUUGCAGUAGCAGAUAGCAUAAAGGAGACUUGCAAGAUCAAAGGGGGAGCAUUUCAAUGACCCCCGGCGUCCUGCAGCUCAGACCCAAACAUGCUCAUUUCGUUUUGAAAAAAUUACCUCUUCAAUAUACAGUGGUCGACAGCUUAAAUUCUCAGAUUUGACUAGUGUUGCCUCACUGUUUAUUGUCACAUUGCCCCUUUUUCAAAUCUAAACUGUGUAGUCUGAUGUAUAUAAACCCGAAAAAGAUCAUAGAUCUGUGAAGAUUUCAAAGAGAAGGCUUUUGGAAUGGCAUGCUCCACUUUGAUGUUGUUUUGAAGGGCAUUCUGGUAUAUAUCACUGCCUGGUGCUCACCCAGUCUGUGAAAAAAAAUUAUACUUCAAACUUCAGGGUUUCUGAUGAUGAAACUGACUCUUUUAAAUGUACCUUUUAUUUAUUUCAUUAUUUAAUUUGAAUCAUUUAAGUAAAUGGCAUGCACCAGUUAAGUGGACGCUGAUUUACUAUUUAUAAUCUGACACUUGGUGGCGGGGUUGGCAUCAAAGUAGACAACCGGGGACACUGUCCUGGGCUCACCUUUAUAAUAUUAGACCUAGUGAAAUCAAGUAAUUUUAGUAAUUUCCCACAUUAUAUUAGGCUUGAGUAUAUUGUAUAUAUUUCCUACAGUGCGAUACUUGUAAGUCAUUUUAAUUAUUGUUUUGCUAGCUUUGUUUAAUGUAGUUGCAUUGCAGUUAUAGCCAUGUGUGAAGACACUACUGAAAUUAAUAUAAAUCAGAGUAUUUUAAUCAAUACAACAUACAAUAGUAAACCACUGAUGUAACAUAUUUGGUUCAGUUUAUAAGUUGAUCACAUGCUACUGUACUUCUACAAGAAGCAAGUCAAAAUAAAUAACUAUGUAUAAAGAGUUAUAACUAAUUUAGAAAAUAUUCAUACUUAUAAGCUCUACUGUGUAAAUCGCUUUAGGUCAUCUGGCAUCAAAUGCACCAACACUUUACCAAUGCUGAAGUGUCUAAUUAGAAAUUAGUUAGGUUCUUUAUCAAUCAAUCAGUCAAUAAGAUUUAUUUAUUAAUCAAACGUGAUGUAAAAUACCACUCAUUUUGAUUGACUUUUUCAAUUUAAACAUUUCUUAACCAGUAAUUUUGCCUUGUUUUACAGUAAAAAUAUCUUAAGAUGCAUAAGUCAAGAUACGUUUUCUUGGUUUCUUAGAAAAUUUGAAACCCUUGAAUUACAUUUUUCUUACCAUUAUUUUUAAUUUGGCAAAUUUACGUUUCUCGUUUUAAGAAUACGUUUAGUUGGAUUCUCCAAUAAAAUUACUUUAAUGUUUACUGUUAAACAAAAGAUAAAAUAUUAGUUUGAAGUGCAACUAGUAAAUUAGUAGUAGACCUAGUAGAAUUGAAUAUUUUCCCCUAUAAUUGGCACUUAAAAAUGAUUGCACUGAUGGCAAUGACUGGAAGUUGUUUUGCAGCACUUAAAUCUAACCGUUUCAAACGAUCACUUCUUUAUUUGCUAAUCUAGAAAGUUUUGAACUUUCACAAAGCUACUGUACAUUCUUCAACCUUUAUUUAUCAUCAGCUGUCUGAUUCACUAUGGUGCAUGCCAUUUCAACAUAUUUAUUUAAUUUGACUUUGAUGAUUAAUGUAUUACAGGGUUAACGGCUCCCCCUGUCCAAAACAUCCUCCUCUUGAAGAAGUUAUACUGUCUUUACUCAAAUGAAUGUAAACCAUUACGAAUAACUUUUAACUAGUUGUUUAGAAAAUGUCACUUUCACAUUUCAUACUUUGAACAGACGUUUUAGUUUUUCUCUUGCUGCUCUCAUUUAAAUUAUUGUUUGCGUUUCUCUGAAACGUACACUGUAGCCUUCAGUACUUUCUUAUCUCAGGAUAGAUUCAGCAGAAGGGUUUGCAAUAUUUGUCAGUCGGAUAACGAUGCAGACAUAACUACCUGUACAAGAUGUGCAUAUACAUGUUAUAUUAACUACAGUCUUUGCACAAUAUACCUCAUCCUUGGGAAUAAACGCACCUUUCUGUGCCACAUCCUUAAAUACCAUUCAGGGGCACGUGGAAAAGGAGCAGUUGAAACUCUGGGAAAUUAUUUUCGUUUUCCUAUUUCACCCUCUUUUUUUGUCGUCUAUGAGAGGGAUGGCAAGCGAGGCAUUUCAUGUGUCUGACUGACCAAUAUUUACACCCUUUUCAUUCAGGUACAGAAAAUCGAACUUUUUGAAUACAAUCAAAAGUUUCGCUUAACAUUAUUCUCAUCUUGCCAAUAACAGGUCCCAUCCUUUAAGUUAACUUUUAACAUUGAUCAUCAAGGCAAAUAUCAGAGGAUACUGUAGUACAAUACCUUCAAUCCCUGUACUCUGAAAUAUGAUUUAACCGUCAUUGGUGUUUUUGUGAAAAACACUAAUGGAGGUUUUGAAGGGGAGAAUAUGGGACAGGUGGAAAUGUUAACCUUCUGUUGUUUCUGUGCUCUCUGUAAACUUGUUUUUAAACUGCAUUCCAAAAAUUUCAAGAGAUACCUUUAUAUGGAAGAAAAAUCUAUACAUAUACAAAUGAAUAUAUAUUAUAUUUAUUUUACAGUUUAUGUUUUUAUUUGUCUUUUUCUCGUUGAAAUUGAAAUGCUACACUAAGAAAUGAUGGGAAAACGACGCUGACAGCUACAACCUCAGUUUCUGUACCAUAUGAAGUGCCAUUUGUUUGUCUCAAGUGGCUCAUAAUGAUUUACUUUCUGAAAAGAUGCUCAGAAAGCCCUUUUUGUUUCCCUUUUAUGACUUUCACUGCAUAUCCACAUAACGGCAUUACCUCAGGUGAGAUCUCCCAGAGCAGCUGAUUCUACAUUUACUUGUAGAAAUCAGGACCUGUACUUGACUUUUACACGUUUCCAAAAACGCAACUAUUACUCUUCAAGGAAGCAGUUUAUAAAUGACGCUAUUCGCAUUUUUGUUUUCCUUCUGUGAUUUUUUUUUUUCUAAUAUUAAUGCUUUGCUUAACUGAACCACGGGUCUCUUUUUGAAUGCAACUUUAUUGAAGUUAGCACACAAAAGUUCAAAUCAGUAGGGCACACAUUUGUACAUCACAAUUAAUACACACUCCAUACCCUCACAUGUACACAAAACACCAUCAGGUCUUCAUCAUGUGGGUGGUUAUACAGUUUUAGGCUAAUGGUUUGAUAUCUUAAUGAGAAAGAAACAGAAAAGGCAUAUAUGGACACAUUCCAAAUUAGCUGUCUUUAUUAUUAUUUCAGCUGAUGUCUCUUUUCAAUGGCAUUUAGAUACAUAUUGUUUUGUGACUGUCAACCAACCCCCCUCCCCCCACCAUGAAUAGGCACACCUUUAUUUGACAGAAAACAUCUUUGAAAUUGGGAGAAACAAAUUGUCGGCAAACACUGUAGUCCAAUUCAACUGUGGAUAUCCAUCGUACUGUAAAUCUAUGCACCGGAGAGGGUCAAGUUACUUCCACCAUUAACUGUUUUCGGAGUUUGUGAUAAUGUUAAGUAGUUUUAGAGGCCGUAUGGCUUAAAAUAGCUGUUGUCAUGGUACAACUUGCAGCACACACCAUGGUAAAAGACAUGUUUUGAAUGUAACCUUCUAGAGAAACAUGUCUCAGAGAAAACUGAUGGAAUAUGCACAGACAGUAGCUCAGAAUAGAAUACACUCCGAUAUAUGUGUUUACUAUGAUUCUGUGUACUUGAUGCUUUUCAUUAGAAUAUCGCUGUCAUCCGUAGUGCCUGUUUUGCAGUGUUCAGUCGUCACCGAUAGUUCAAUAAUUCCAUUCGAUCAUCAAAUAUUAAUAAUUUUUGUUAACUAAUUAAUUUAAACGAUAAUGGGCCAAUAAUACCUGCCGAUAAUGGGUAACAACAAUCUAAAAUCAUUAACCAAGGCAACUUACAAUCUAUAUGUUAUUUUUAUUAAAUUUAAUCAAAUGUCAUAUUGAUUGCUUUAAUGCAAUUAAAUAAAAAUAAAUACAUGUCUUAUAUAGAUAGAUCGAUAGAUAGAUAUUGAAUUGUUUUAAACACAUUUGUCCAGCAAAUAGAUAACUACACCCCCCAACACACUAUUGGUUUAGCCAAUAAUGCUAUGCUAGGUUUGGGUGCAUUUCCCAAAAGCAUCGUUAGCCAACUAGGGAUGACAAUUCAGUUGAACUCUGUUGGUAAUGACAGGACUUGAUAGAAAUGCACCUGUAGACAGGAUGCUUAAACAAGUAUUGGUGCGUUUCCUGUAAAAUGAUGUAACUCGCUGCUUAACCACCAUAAUAUGAUGCAUCAUUGUAAUAACUAACUAGGUAGUCACGACUGUUUCCCAAACAUAGUCACAUCUCCGUCGUUUGAACCACGUUGGUUCAACAAUAUAGACCGUUGUUAAGGGAACACUCCACUUUUUUUUUAAAUGGGCUCAUUUUCCAACUCCCCUAGAGUUAACCGUUUUCGAAUCCAUUCAGCCAAUGUCCGGAUCUGGUGGUAGCACUUUUAGCUUAGUUUAGCAUAGAUCGUUAAAUCUGGUUUGACCAUUAGCAUCUCGCUCAAAAAAAAGACAGACGUAAUAUGAAAAGUUGUGAUUUUCUAGGCCUAUAUGUCUAGGAACUAGAGUAUAGAGAGUAUAGUUCCUAACCAUUUGGCCUAGAUAAUCGCAACUUUUCAUUUUCCGUCAGUUUUCGUACAUGAUGUAACUACAGAAGAGUCAAGUUUUAAAUAGGAAAACUAUGGAAACUCUUUGGUCAUUUUUGAGUGAGAUGCUAAUGGUUUAAUCCGAUUCAAUGAUCUAUGCCAAGCUAAAAUUGCUACUGCCAGACCCGGAGAUCGGCUGAAUGGAUUAAAAAAUGGUAAAACACAACUCUAGGGGAGUUCGAAAAUGAGCCUAUUUUUUUUAGUGGAGUGUUCCUUUAAUGCAAAUACAUACAUGUGGCGACGUAAUAGCUUCUGUUAAUUCAUAGAUUUGAGAUCUCUGAGAUGCUGUUGUAUUGAACAUGGCAUCGAAUGUCUACUUCACUAUUUUUUCGAUUCAUUCCUGGUUCCCUCUUAUGUUCAAACCACAGAUAGAGAGCUGUAUUUCACACCACAUAAGUUUGCUGUUUGUGAAUGCUUGUUUGAACUUUGGUUUCAGAAAACACUGAAUUGUUGAACUAUGUUGGUAAUGACAGAACAUGCAACCAUAGUGGCCUAACAUCGCUGUCGGAAACGCACGACUGAUCAUUUAACAGUAUUUAUGCUUUUUAGGGGAAUCAAACAACUAACUAAACAACUGUUAACAAAAAGUUAUUUUCUAGUCAACAUCAAAAAACAGGGACAACAUAAAGAAUUUGAAUAUCAAUAAAAUUACACACUUCCUUCAAAAGGUAAACUGUGAAUUAUAUGGAACAGAGCCAUGGAAAUUCAACACCAGAACGCUACCUCUACUAAAAUGAAAUAUUAACAUGGCUGACAAUGAUGACUUCAUUCUUAAGAGGUUCAAUGCUAGCUCAGUGAGAGGUCAAAUAGAGCUGUGAAAACGCAAAUGAAAGUAGAAAGAAGAAAAUGGACUUGAUCAAAUGGCCAACAUUCUUCUAGAGAUCUUGAGAGCUUUGGGCCAUGAAAGGGCUGCCCUUGUGAUGCCAUGACAAUCUUGCAAGAUCAUUCACAAGUAAAGGUGUGUCUAUUCUAAUUAUGCUUUUAUUAAAGCAAAACCCACAUUCUUUUCCUGUUUUUUUAUUUUAUACCAGUAUUUUAUGUAAUUUCUACCAUUGAAAUGGAGACCUAGUUUGUGUUAAUUUGAUUUUGUUGCAAAUUUGCCGAGACAGAAAUGAGGAGAAUAUUGGUUUGAAAAUGUGUGGGGAGUUACAAUGUUUCUGCCAUUUGUCCUUGUACUAUGCUGGAAUUGCAUGGUAUUUCAUGCCUGAAUCUGCUCUUGACCAUUAACUUCAUCCAUGACUGUUUCAACCCUGCAGUCCAUUGAGUUCUGUGGGAUUAGGAUUAUUAGUUUUGCUACCUCAACGUUCAGAUGGUUUUGACAUAGGAGCCCUUUGGUAGUAAAGCAAAAAUGACUUGUAUCUUGAGGGACUGACUGUCCCUACAGGUUUUGUCGAUCAGGUUGUGGAAACAUAUUGGUGGUUUGAUCGGCUUACGUGCUGUACCGUAUGUAGCAUUUCAGAUGCACGGAUAACACUGGCUUGUCAUUCCCAAAGUCGCAGUCCCAUUCUGUCGGAAAGCAGUUAUACAUACUGCAUGCACAUGUGUGUAUCUAAUAAUUCACAUUUUUGAUAGAGGUAAUGACUUUUUGGGACCAGAAGUUCCCAAGUUAUGCAUUCCAUCUGCUUUUAGGACCAGUGUUUGGGAAGAAUCAGGUUGACCGAUCACCUCUAAGGUUUGAAACGCGUUAUGUGUAUUUCCUCAAGAAUCUAGUAUAGUCAUGCCACACCAUAUUAGUUUGUGCCCUUGAAAUUCAAGCCAAAUGCAGUCUGUGGGCAGUAUCUUUGUUUGCGAGAAAUGCAAUUGGUCGCAUUUGCAUUAAUUUGCAUACCUUAAAGGUGCGCAUCUUAUCCCUCGACGGGGUGCUGUGCUUAAACUUUUUGUGGGUUUUUCCAUGUGUGGAGUCGUAAGUUUUAUGGAGCAAAAAUGCCUUUGGCUAUCUGUUCAGCUUGUGUUCAUAUUUUCAAAAUACUUUUUUAAAGUUUCGUAAGAAUUCUCAGAGUAGAGUCUUAACGUUGUAUAGGUUUGGCGUUCAGUGUAGUAUGAUGAUCGGAUCCCUUCUCCCGUACCCCCUCAGGUUAAUGCAUGAGAGUGGAAUGAUUAGGCUCGGCUAAAGAUUGAUACCUUUUCUAUAUUUCUUAAUACUAUUGAUAUUGUGAAUACUUUAAAAAACGCUUGCCUUUAGUUUCCAUUUUAUUUUCGCCCAUAAUUCAAAAUCCCACCAGUAAAGUUGUCCAAAAAAAAAAAAAAAAAAAAAAACAUUUUUGGUGAUUUUAUUUUGCAAUAUUAAGCUAUGAGUGUGAAAACGACUGAAGCAAGGCAAUACUUGUGAUUUAAAGGGAUACUCCACCCCAAAAUGAAAAUUUUGUCAUUGAUCAUUUACCCCCAUGUCGUUCCAAACCCGUAAAAGCUUUGUUUCGUCUUAGGGGCACAAUUUAAGAUAUUUUGGAUGAAAACCGGGAGGCUUGUGGCUGUCCCAUAGACUAACGACAAGUAAGUUACACUGUCAAGGUCCAGUAAAGUAUAAAAGACAUUGUCAGAAUAGUCCAUCUGCCAUCAGUGGUUCAACCGUAACAUUACGAAGCAGCAAAAAUACUUUUUGUAAGCAAAGAAAAUAAAAAUAACAACUUAACGACACGUUUCUAUGUGUAUUUAGCUUUUAUUUGAAAGAAAACAGUGCAUCCUUGUGGCGCAGCUGAUACAUAAGAGCAUACGCAGCAUAUGGUGAUAUGGAGAGACACAGGGAAGAUUGUUGACAAAGUAGUUAUUUUUGUUUUCUUCACUUACAAAAAGCAUUCUCGUCGCUUCAUAGCUAUGGGACAAUCACAGGCUUCCCAGUUUUCAUCGAGAAUAUCUUAAAUUGUGUUCCAAAAACAAACAAAGAUUUUACGGGUUUGGAACAACAUGGGGGUAAGUGAUUAACGAGGGGUGGAGUAUUCUUUUAAGUCAAGUCCCCUUGACUUGAGAAAAGUAAGUUUUUUCGUCACAGGUCCAAGAAAGCAGGGUGCCCAACAGCCGGACAACUCAACUGCAUGUCCUUAUCAGACCGCCUUUUGCAUUUAAAAAGAUUCAGCCAAAUAUCCUUAGUUCAUUGCUUUAUAAACGGCGAGGAUUGUAAAGUACGAAUUUCCUGAAAAAACAUAAACGCACUAAGUUGAGACCCACAAGGCCACAAAGACUAUUUAUUUUGUUUCUGUUGUCUGUACACUAUGUGAUGUUACAACCUAAAGAAAAAAACCUUACAACACAGAAUACCUCAGAUAAUAAAUCCAUGUAAAUCUUGACAGCCUCCACGUGUAGAUAGAAGCCUGUUCACUGCCUCACCACCUCUCAUGUCUGUCGGACGCCUCUUCUCUCAUUUCACUGCCCGUUAUAUGUUGUGGAGGUAUCAUUCAUUUCUUUUCAUGUUUGUUUUGUAGUCCCAGGAACAAAGUAACCAUUACUUCAUUAAUCGUUCCUCUGUGCUUGACGUUUAGCGGCGUUCACUCUGAAUUCCAAUGAGAGUUGGGGAUUUGAGGUGACUUGAGCGUCAGACUGUUGUUGAUGCAACAAAAUUGAGCUAACUUUAUGCAAAUGCAUAGUGAUGCGGUGACAACCAAUGGGAGUCUAGAAUGUGAUUUGUCACCUGAUUCAUUUGGAUAUUGUGGUUGAGUAGAAACGUCUUCUAGCAACCAACAGUAGAGCAACUUUGUGACCUCCAGUUCUUAUCGAAGACUGUGUGAAUGGCGUUUUAGGAAGGGAAGACAUUGCCUCAGUAGUAGAUGCUUAUUUUUACAGUCCAUUUCAAAGUAACACUGUAGUUACCAAAUCAAGUAGUAUGUUUCUAAUUGAAUAUUUUGGUCUAUUACCAUAAAUUAAGUUGCAGCUCCAAGUUUGGCCAUUGAAAACUCGUUUUUUAAAUGAAAAGGUGGGCUUUGUCUUUUUUAGAGGUAGUUUGUUGAGCAUAAGCCAUAGUUCACUCAUUUGUCCAACGUAAUUUCAUCAUUCAUUGUCAUUAUCAGCUAAACUGAAUGUAGGGGGAAAAAGAAUAAAAAAAAAAUGAAACUCUUAACACAGAAACUAACUUUUUAUGUAACUAUACAUACUUUAGGACAAGCUAUAGAUUAUUAUAUUAAUGUGUUCUUAUAUAUAUAUAUAUACACUCAAAAGUCACAGUGCAUUGUAUAUAAUGUUCUGUAUAGUUAUAUACUUCUGGAAAGAGAUGUUUAUCUCUUCCUCGUUUGAUUCAGGGAACAAACAUUUCAGUGCAGUAUAUUUAGACUCCUGUAUACGGCAUUUGUAUAGUUCGUUUUCAUUUGCUCACUUUUAUCGUCCACAUAUUGGAAGUUAGUCUUGAAGUAGGCUAAACAAAGAAUAAAUUACGUUAUUGUAAGGCAUCUACCGCUGCAGUGGUGCAGACCGUUUUUCCACAAUACUGUACAAACGAAAAUAUAUAUCAAGAAGUACAAACUUUUUAAGGUGGAUGUGUAUAUAGUCUCGUACCCAUUCCGCAAUUGUAUUUUAUUUUACCCUUUUAGUUGAACACCAUUUUACGUGAUUUGAAAGUAUUUAUUGCGACAUCAGUCGGUGAUGUAAAUUAAUUUUCCCCGUGAAAAAA
This is a messenger RNA of Carassius auratus (goldfish), 12659 nucleotides long. Its product is annotated as ligand-dependent corepressor-like. The record is from RefSeq and is a predicted model, not a curated record. Gene Ontology annotation, molecular function: DNA binding. Lineage: Eukaryota; Metazoa; Chordata; Actinopteri; Cypriniformes; Cyprinidae. The transcript is spliced from 7 exons. The coding region runs from base 51 to 1865 and encodes 604 amino acids. Gene Ontology annotation, cellular component: nucleus. Gene Ontology annotation, biological process: regulation of transcription by RNA polymerase II.